AUGUUGUUCAAACAACUUGCACUGCUUUCCUCAUUUGCGCUUGGCUCUGCCAUUCCCAGUCCCCUCGAGAAACGCGCUCCAUAUCAGACACGAAUCUUGGACACUGGAACUACCUUUGCCCAGGAAAACAAUGGAUGGUGGCAAUUAAUUGACGCCACCGGUGACGGUAAACCAGACUUGGCCUACGUCAAGAAUAAGAACACAGGGUCUGGAUAUGUCGAAGUUCACAUCGCUUCUUCAUCUUCCAAAUUCCAGACUCGAAUUCUCGACGUUCCUACCACCUUUGUCCAGGAAGACAAUGGAACAUGGCGUCUUUUCAAAUCAUUCAACUCUGCUCUCCCUGAUUUAGUGUAUAUCAAGACGCAAAAUACCCCCUCAGGAAACGUAGAAGUUCACAUUGCUAGCGGAGCAUCAACAUACAAGACCCGUACUGUUGAAGUUGUUACUACAUUCGGAAAUGAGCAAGAUGGACAAUGGAAUGUUUAUGAUUAUGAUGGUGAUGGAAAGCCAGACUUGGUUUUCAUCAAAACUAGCAAUACCGGAACAGGAACAAACGAAGUUUUUGUUGCAUCUGGUGCUUCCAAUUACCAAACUAGACUCAUCAGCACUGGUACUACCUUCACGGUCGAAAAUAACGGAUUCUGGCAGCUUGGGCCCUACAGUGCUAAUGGGGAUUUGAUCUAUGUCAAGGAUGUCAACACCGGCACCGGAACUACCGAGGUUCACAUUGCAUCAAGGGCUUCGGGUUACAAGACUCGACUUUUGGAUGUCGGUUCUACUUUCACACAGGAACAAAACGGAUUUUGGCAGUUGAUUGAUUUCAACGCUGAUGGAAAGCUUGAUCUUACUUAUAUCAAGUAUCAAAACACUGGAACUGGAACUGUCGAGCAGUUCAAUCUUCCAAGUUAUUAUAGGGCAAAUGACCUCAAGCUAAAGCUCAAAACGGAACUAGGCUUUGAAGUGACUGGGGAGCACUGUACAGUGCACACGGGGUAUGCGGCCCCGAAGGCUGGUAUGGAUCUUGUCAUGCCGAGCUCUGAGCUCUGGGGAACGAGGGGUGGAAGUUUUACAGCAGCCGUCGCCAAUGCAUCACUUGAUGAAUCGCAACUGAAUUACAAAGUUGGAAGCGGUACAAAUACACCACCAUAUACUUCUGCUCCAUUUGAUGUUUUUCAUAUUCCCCCCGACCCUGCCGUUAAUCCAAAUCUGAAUGCGUCAAUGCCGCCUCAAUGUGGUCUAGCAGUUGUCAAGCUACAGAAGUUGCCAUAUACAGUCGCAAAGGACGAGUUGGACUACAUUGGGUAUAACAACUCAGCUCCAGAGGAUAUAUAUGCCAAUUUUUCGCAGAGCAACUUCUCAGAGGGUGUCUACAUCGACUAUCAAGAUUUCGAUCCAAGGAGUAUUACUCCAAGCUCUCUCCACUUGGAGUACUCGAGUAUUCAGGGCCUUGAGACUGAAAAUAGGGAAUAUAGCGAUCAGUUUCAAAGACUUGAUAGGCUCAACCAUCACUAA
This is a messenger RNA of Sclerotinia borealis F-4128, 1512 nucleotides long. Lineage: Eukaryota; Fungi; Ascomycota; Leotiomycetes; Helotiales; Sclerotiniaceae. The record is from the annotation of a GenBank genome assembly.